Prunus persica (peach) is the source of this 1452-nucleotide messenger RNA. RefSeq names its product NADH--cytochrome b5 reductase 1. The record is from RefSeq and is a predicted model, not a curated record. NCBI's taxonomy places the organism in Eukaryota, Viridiplantae, Streptophyta, Magnoliopsida, Rosales, Rosaceae. Gene Ontology annotation, biological process: electron transport chain. The transcript has 9 exons. Bases 233 to 1069 code for a protein of 278 amino acids. Gene Ontology annotation, molecular function: cytochrome-b5 reductase activity, acting on NAD(P)H.
AGAAACAAAAAGCCACACACGUGCCUGCGAAACGAAUCCGUCUUUCUCAAUAGGCAAAUUUCAACGCGUGAGCUAUUAUCAUCUACAAAACGAGGACUUUCUGUUGCAUAUACAUAGCACAGAAAUUGCAACCAACUUCUUCCGUACGGAAAAGAGAGGGAGUGGGAGUGCAAACCACUCGUUCUGAAUCCUCUCUGUCUCUGUUUCUGGCUCUGAGCUUUGCUUUCGAAGAAUGGAUGUGUUACAGAGCCACCGAGCAGAAAUGCUAACCAUAGCAAUGGCUGUGGUGGCUAUUGGUGUUGGUACGGCCUACUACUUCUACGUCACCAAGAAACCAAAAGGUUGCUUGGAUCCUGAGAAAUUCAAGGAAUUUAAACUUGUUAAACGCAUUCAGCUCAGCCACAAUGUGGCUAAAUUUAAAUUUGCUCUUCCAACACCAACAUCAGUGUUGGGACUUCCUAUUGGACAGCAUAUUAGUUGCAGAGGAAAAGAUAGCCUUAAUGAAGACGUUGUCAAACCAUAUACCCCAACAACUUUGGAUUCAGAUGUUGGAUACUUUGAAUUAGUCAUAAAGAUGUAUCCACAAGGAAGGAUGUCUCACCAUUUUCAAGUGAUGCGUGAAGGUGACUAUCUGGCGGUAAAAGGACCUAAGGGACGAUUCAAGUAUCAGCCUAACCAAGUUAGAGCUUUUGGGAUGCUAGCUGGAGGCACUGGCAUCACUCCGAUGUUCCAGGUUGCUAGAGCCAUAUUGGAAAAUCCCAGUGACAGAACAAAUGUACAUCUUAUAUAUGCCAAUGUCACAUAUGAGGACAUUCUAUUGAAAGAAGAGUUGGAUAAUCUUUCCAGUAACUUUCCCAAUCGUUUCAAAAUUUAUUAUGUUUUGAAUCAGCCUCCUGAAAUUUGGGAAGGUGGUGUCGGGUUCAUAUCAAAGGAAAUUAUUCAAACUUACUGCCCUGCACCAGCACCUGAUAUUAAGAUUUUAAGAUGUGGGCCACCACCCAUGAACAAAGCUAUGGCUGCUAACCUCGAGAGUCUGGGAUACAGUCCGGAAAUGCAGUUCCAGUUUUAGGUCUUUGCUGGAGCUCUCCAAUGGGGUUUCCUAUCCCUAGCAUAAAUAAAGGAUUUUUAUUUAGGAUUACAUGACAUUUGAAAAUGAGAGUGCAGUGCAGAACAAGCUUCUGACUUCUCUGCUAUAAGCUCUCUAGUUUUUAAGGUAAAGAAUAUUUUAGUAGACUUAUUGCAGUGCGUGGGCAACAUGAUGCAUUGAGUUUUUGGCAGUGCCCGGAGUUCCCUUAUUUCUUUUCGACCAUAUCAAGAAGGUAGUUGAGAGUUUUUUCUUCAAUUGAAUUUUUAUUAUUUUAAAAUCUGGAACUGAAGUGUUGUAUGUUUACUUGAGUAAAAAUAAUGCUAGCAGCCUUUAUAGCAUAUAAAUUGUUCUACCAUUUAUGUCGA